CUGGUGGGAGCUGUGUUGUUGUGUCUCACAGAGGAAAUAUUUCAUCCCCCACAGCAACAAUGACUUCAGUUGAGGCUUUUAGAGAGUUUAUCAAUGAAAGACUGUCUGCUGCUGCUGGAGAAAUAUUCAGCGUGUUUGAGCAAACCAUCGUCGAGUACGAGGGGGAGAUUUGUCGCCAGAACAAACUGCUGGAAAUCUUGAAACCGCAAAUCAAGUUACGGAGAACCGAGCUCCCACAGCACCAUGGCUGCAGGGAGGAUCAGCGCUUUGAACAGGAAACAAACUACUGUCUUGAUCACGGAGGAGGAGAACCCUCCCAGAACAAAGAGGAACAAGAAGGACCAGGCCUUCUAAAAGUUAAAGAGGAGCAGGAGGAACCAGAACCUCCACCGAUCAAAGUGGAAGAAGAAGAACCAGGACUCCUACAGUGUAAAGAGGAGCAGGAGGAACCAGAACCUCCACAGAUCGGGGAGCAGGAGGAAUUUGGUAGCAGCCAGGAUGGAGAGCAGCUGAUCGAGAAGUUUGAAAGUGAUUCCUUCAGGGAACCUUCUAAUGAGGAGGAUCAACGUUACCUGAGUGAAUCAGAAGAACUUCUGGACUCUGAGCAGCUCUUCUCUCAUGACUCUGAAGUCCACGAUGUGAAUGAACAUGUUGAAUCAGAAUCAGCUACAAAUGCAGAGCUGAAAACAGUCGGUAUGUUUCAUUGUGACCAUGUGGAAAACUUUACGGUUUCAGAGAAGCAGUCUGGACAAGAGGAGAUGCUUUGUGGUGAAACGUGUGGUAUAACUGUCCGUAAAAAACGUAAAUUGAGUCAGAACUUAGGAACUGUCUCUGGUAAGAAGACGAGCGUUUGUGAAGUCUGUGACAAAACUUUCACUGCACGGAGUAGUCUGUUGCGCCACAUGAGAACUCACACAGGUGAGAAGCCGUAUUCUUGUGAAACAUGUGGGAAACGUUUCAGUCAGCAGGGCCAUUUGUUUAACCACAUGAGAACUCACACAGGUGAAAAGCCACAUUCUUGUGAAACAUGUGGAAAAAGUUUCAGUCGACAGGAUUAUUUGUUGGCCCACAUGAGAAGUCACUCAGUUGUGAAGCCAUAUUCUUGUGAAACAUGUGGGAAACGUUUCAGUGGACAUAGUUCUUUGUUGUACCACAUGAGAACUCACACAGGUGAGAAGCCGUAAUCUUGCAAAUCAUGCUCAAAAAGUUUCCGUGACAGGAUCGUUUGUUGGGCCACAUGAAUACUCACAAGUGAGAAGCCGUAUUCUCGUGAAUCGUUGGAAAAGAUUUAGUGCUCAUAUUUCAUUGCUGCACCACAUGAAAGCUCGCAGAGAUGAAGCAGCACUAAGUUUCUGGGAGUUGCACAUAUGUUUUCUCUGCUUACCGUUAUAGAACAUGGACAUUUUAAUAUGAGUGCAGGACUACAUACAUUUUGUACUAAAACAUAACCACAUUUCGGAAUGUUUAAAUGGAGGUCGGCGAAACAAAGAGUUUUGGUGUUAAGCAUAUUUGAGAUUCUGAUGGUAGUUCGAAGUCUUUAUUCAUUCCUUUUGAUUUUCACUCCUGAAUGUGACUGUUCAUGAUGCUCUGAAAAAUAAAUAAUAUAAAAUCUUGUA
Salarias fasciatus (jewelled blenny) is the source of this 1616-nucleotide messenger RNA. RefSeq names its product zinc finger protein 615-like. The transcript is spliced from 3 exons. The record is from RefSeq and is a predicted model, not a curated record. NCBI's taxonomy places the organism in Eukaryota, Metazoa, Chordata, Actinopteri, Blenniiformes, Blenniidae. Gene Ontology annotation, biological process: regulation of transcription by RNA polymerase II. Bases 60 to 1184 code for a protein of 374 amino acids. Gene Ontology annotation, molecular function: DNA-binding transcription factor activity, RNA polymerase II-specific; RNA polymerase II cis-regulatory region sequence-specific DNA binding.